AUGCCAAGUUGUUUUUUGUGUAAACGUUCUUGGUCUGCGAAAAAAACAGACGUUAGCUUUCAUCGACUACCAGCAGAUGAACCACGUAAAAAUCAGUGGAUCCAAUUUUUUCAAGAUUGUGGUGCUGACACCACCAAAAUUAAGCCUUCUACCUCCAUAUGCUCUGAACAUUUCAUUUCAGACUGUUUCAAAAAUUAUGUUAGAAGCAAACUUUUAAAAGAAGAUGCCGUACCUUCUAUCAUGGUAAAACGUUUAAAAUAUGCUAAAAUUACUGUUCCUGAGGUGAAAGUGUCUGUAUCCAAUACAUCAACAUCUACUUGUCAAGAAGGGAUUGAAUUGGAAGGUUUUGGAAAACUUCCUGAU
This is a messenger RNA of Sipha flava (yellow sugarcane aphid), 363 nucleotides long. RefSeq names its product THAP domain-containing protein 1-like. Lineage: Eukaryota; Metazoa; Arthropoda; Insecta; Hemiptera; Aphididae. Gene Ontology annotation, molecular function: sequence-specific DNA binding. The annotation marks the transcript as partial. The record is from RefSeq and is a predicted model, not a curated record. The transcript has 4 exons.